Messenger RNA from Aspergillus welwitschiae, 1945 nucleotides. Its product is annotated as peroxidase. NCBI's taxonomy places the organism in Eukaryota, Fungi, Ascomycota, Eurotiomycetes, Eurotiales, Aspergillaceae. Gene Ontology annotation, biological process: hydrogen peroxide catabolic process; response to reactive oxygen species; cellular response to oxidative stress. Gene Ontology annotation, molecular function: peroxidase activity; heme binding. The record is from RefSeq and is a predicted model, not a curated record. The transcript is spliced from 2 exons. The coding region runs from base 471 to 1565 and encodes 364 amino acids.
UCACCCAAUUCUGGUCUCCUCACCACCAACUGCCAGUUGCCCGCGGGCUAAAGAGAUUCACGGCGCCAGAAAUGCGGAGAGCGACUUGCUGAGUCAAAAGAUUCGGCCCAGAGCUCGUCAAUCUGCGUGUUGCCAUUGGUGCGCCGUGCCUGGACAACGGACUCGGCAUAAUAAGUCGUCGUGGAGGAAGUCGCUGGAAGCGCUGAGGAGACAAUUUGCAGCCUAUUAGUAUCCCUGUCUUCGUCUCCUCUUCUGUCUCUCUCCCCUUCUCCUCUCCUCUUCCCUUCCUACUUUAACUCUCUGUCCUUCCUUUCGUCUUCCUCUUCUCUCCCGUCUUACACCCGAGGUAAUCCACCUGUCCCCUGGGUUUCUUCUUCCCACCCUCUGUGUACCAUCCAGUGACUUCUGUCAUACCUUUGCUUCCAAUUCACCCCUGAGCUUUCGUCUCCUUUCCUCUACAUUCUUUCACAAUGGCAUCCGCUGCUAGAACGGCUUCCCGGGCCUUCCUUCGCUCGACCCCCGCUACCUCUUCCUUCAGACCUGCUGCUCGCAGUGCUCGCUUUGCCCUCCCCUCUCAGGGCUUCCGUGCUCCCUCUCGCCGCGGCUAUGCCUCUGAGGCUGGUGAGGCCAAGUCCUCUAACAGCCUCCUGUGGGCUGGUAUUGCCGCCGCUGGUGGUGUUGGCGCCUACUUCUACCUGAAGGGUGGUGAUGCCUCCGUAAGCUCCAAGGACUUUGUCCCCACCAAGGAGGACUACCAGAAGGUGUACGAUGCCGUUGCUCACCGUCUCGCCAACGAGACCGACUAUGACGAUGGCAGCUAUGGACCCGUUCUUGUCCGUCUGGCAUGGCACGCAAGCGGUACCUACGACAAGGAGACUGGCACUGGUGGAAGCAACGGUGCCACCAUGAGAUUUGCCCCCGAGUCCGACCACGGCGCCAACGCUGGUCUCAAGCACGCCAGAGACUUCUUGGAGCCCAUCAAGGCCCAGUUCCCCUGGAUCACCUACUCCGACCUGUGGACCCUGGCUGGUGCCUGCGCCAUCCAGGAGCUUGGUGGCCCUGCCAUCCCUUGGAGACCUGGCCGUGAGGACAAGGAUGUUGCUGCUUGCACCCCUGACGGACGUCUUCCCGACGCCACCAAGGAGCAGUCGCACAUCCGUGACAUCUUCUACCGCAUGGGAUUCAACGACCAGGAGAUCGUUGCUCUGAUUGGAGCUCACUCCCUUGGUCGCGCCCACACUGACCGCUCCGGCUUCGACGGUCCCUGGGACUUCAGCCCUACCGUCUUCACCAACGAGUUCUUCCGUCUGUUGGUGGAGGAGAAGUGGCAGCAGCGCAAGUGGAACGGCCCUAAGCAGUUCACUGACAAGACCACUGGUACCCUGAUGAUGAUGCCCGCUGACCUUGCCCUGACCAAGGACAAGGCCUUCCGCAAGUACGUCGAGCUCUAUGCUAAGGACAGCGACCUCUUCUUCAAGGACUUCUCCAAUGUGUUCGUCAAGCUCCUCGAACUUGGUGUCCCCUUCAAGACUGAGGACCGCUAUGUCUUCAAGACCUCUGAGUAGAUAUUCUCGGGGUCUUUGUGAAUAUUCUGGGUUCGGUUUGUUUUAGGAUUUUUGCUGCGGAGCAUUGUUUUCUCUUGUUCACAUUUUGAUAUCCGACAUGUUCUCGAUCGAUGUUCGACGACCAUAGCAUGCGUCUUAGACAGGCAUGUCUUGCCGCGGGGCAUUAAACCAUACAGGGGUGGAAAUGUCUAGAUGAUUAGAUUAAUAAACCAUCCUUUUGAAGAUUCAGCUGAUAUCUCAUAGUAAUACUUUGCGUACUAAUAUCUAACCAGCUAACCAGCGAACUUAAUGCGAUAUAUAUAUACAUACAUAUAAUCACGCCUACUAGUACUAGUUGAACUGACUAGUUAUUGAUAGCUCGUUCGUGCAAGACAUCUGCC